Molecule: messenger RNA, 2495 nt
Organism: Sinocyclocheilus anshuiensis
Lineage: Eukaryota; Metazoa; Chordata; Actinopteri; Cypriniformes; Cyprinidae
Product: single-minded homolog 1-A
Exons: 11
Coding region: 158-2413 (751 amino acids)
Biological process (GO): regulation of transcription by RNA polymerase II
Molecular function (GO): RNA polymerase II transcription regulatory region sequence-specific DNA binding; DNA-binding transcription factor activity, RNA polymerase II-specific; protein dimerization activity
Source: RefSeq, a predicted model, not a curated record
GAACUGGCGAUGGCAGGAACGCUUUCAGGACGUCUCUGAAACCUUCCCAUGUUGGUGAAACUGCUCGAGAUAUCUCACGCAUGCGGUUGAGUUUGUGUUGUGGAGAGAUUGAAGCGCACAGCAGAAGGGUCUGAGACACCUGUCAGUGACAGCGAGCAUGAAGGAGAAGUCGAAGAACGCGGCGCGGACGCGGCGGGAGAAGGAGAACAGCGAGUUCUAUGAGCUGGCCAAACUGCUGCCUCUGCCCUCGGCCAUCACCUCACAGCUGGACAAAGCCUCCAUCAUCAGACUCACCACCAGCUACCUGAAGAUGAGGAUCGUCUUCCCAGAAGGUCUCGGGGAGUCUUGGGGCCAUGUGAGUCGAGCGAGUUCUCUGGACAAUGUGGGCCGAGAGUUAGGAUCACAUCUGCUUCAGACUUUGGAUGGCUUCAUUUUUGUGGUAGCUCCUGAUGGAAAAAUCAUGUACAUUUCUGAAACUGCAUCAGUGCAUUUAGGGUUGUCACAGGUAGAGCUGACGGGGAACAGCAUUUAUGAAUACAUCCACCCCGCAGACCACGACGAGAUGACCGCAGUCCUGACGGCUCACCAGCCGUAUCAUUCACACUUCGUCCAAGAAUAUGAAAUGGAAAGGUCUUUUUUCCUGAGAAUGAAAUGCGUCCUUGCUAAAAGAAACGCUGGCUUGACGUGUGCUGGUUACAAGGUAAUUCACUGCAGCGGCUAUCUGAAGGUCCGUCAGUACAGCUUAGACAUGUCUCCGUUUGACGGCUGUUAUCAGAACGUGGGUCUGAUGGCUGUUGGUCACUCUCUCCCCCCCAGCGCAGUAACCGAGAUCAAGCUCCACAGCAAUAUGUUCAUGUUCAGAGCCAGCCUGGACAUGAAACUCAUUUUCCUGGACUCCAGGGUUGCGGAGCUCACUGGCUACGAGCCGCAAGACUUAAUAGAGAAGACACUUUAUCACCACGUCCACAGCUGUGACACUUUCCAUCUCCGCUGCGCGCACCACUUGUUGCUGGUAAAAGGACAAGUCACCACCAAAUACUACCGAUUUCUGGCUAAGCAGGGUGGGUGGGUGUGGGUACAGAGUUACGCUACUAUCGUACACAACAGCAGAUCGUCCAGACCACACUGCAUCGUCAGCGUCAACUACGUCCUCACGAACACGGAGUACAAAGGACUACAGUUGUCCUUAGAUCAGGUGACGUCCGCUAAACCCUCGUUCACCUACAACAGCCCCUCUAACCCCAUCAGUGAGAACAGAAGAGUUGGCAAAAGCAGAGUCUCCCGUACCAAGACCAAAACAAGACUCUCUCCCUAUUCACAGUAUCCGAGUUUCCCCACAGAUCGCUCAGAGUCAGAUCAGGAUAGCCCGUGGGGAGGAAGCCCACUCACUGACUCUGCAUCUCCUCAGCUUCUGGAGCAGUGUGAAGGCAUAGACUCCUCAUGCGUGUACCGGCAGUUCCCGGAACCACGGCCGCUGUGCUACAGCCUACCGCUGACAGAUGACCAUCAUACCUCCAGUGACCUCUACGGCCACACUCACUCCGAGUCCUGUGAGAGUGGUCGCUGUAAGGCUGGCCGAUACUUCCUUGGCACCCCUCAGCCUGGACGAGAGGCAUGGUGGGGUGCAGCCCGCUCUGUUCUCCCAUUGCCCAAGUCUUCGUCCGAGAACGGGGACAGUUUUGAAGAUGUGAUGCCCCACAUCACCUCUAUCCAUAGCCUGCAAGUGAGGGGUCACUGGGACGAGGACAGCAUGGUCAGCUCACCUGACACGAACGAUUCAGGUGACCGAUACCACGGUGACCAAUGCCGUGCAAGUCCUCAAGAGCCCAGCAAGAUUGAGACGUUGAUUCGAGCCACGCAACAGAUGAUCAAAGAGGAGGAAAGUCGUCUGCAGUUGAGAAAGGCUCCUACAGAAAUACCUUUGGACUCUACAAACGGUCUGGCAAAGAGUCACGGCUCCUCGUUUCACAGUACCGACUUUUCCCAGUCAGCAUUGCAGAGUGUGGUGUGUCGGGGGCUGGCUCAGGUUAUAAGCCCCGCCCCUAGUCCUGUUCCUCUGUCCCGUCUCAGCAGCCCCAUCCCUGACAGACUGGGUAAAAGUAAAGACUUCCUGCAAAGCGAGCUCUCCUCUUCUCAGCAACACCAGCAGCCUCUGCCCCUGACGGGCACAUGUGCUGUCUCACCGACUCCAGCUCUAUACCCCUCACACCCCCGCCAGUACCUGGAAAAACACACAGCCUACUCGCUCACCAGCUACGCACUAGAACAUCUGUACGAGGCAGACAGCUUUAGAGGAUACUCCCUGGGUUGCUCAGGUUCCUCCCAUUACGACAUGGCCACUCAUCUGCGCAUGCAGGCUGAACAAGCCCCGGGCCAUAAAGGCACCUCCGUCAUUAUCACCAACGGCAGCUGAUGCUUAUCAAAUCACGAGCCGCCACUCAGCGCUUCACCCUCUCACUCAAGCUAGCCUAGAAUUUUUGAUUUGAAUUGAUAUG